Messenger RNA from Silurus meridionalis, 3732 nucleotides. RefSeq names its product non-SMC condensin I complex, subunit G (gene ncapg). Gene Ontology annotation, biological process: mitotic chromosome condensation. NCBI's taxonomy places the organism in Eukaryota, Metazoa, Chordata, Actinopteri, Siluriformes, Siluridae. Gene Ontology annotation, cellular component: condensin complex; condensed chromosome; cytoplasm. Gene Ontology annotation, molecular function: protein binding. The coding region runs from base 135 to 3167 and encodes 1010 amino acids. The transcript is spliced from 23 exons. The record is from RefSeq and is a predicted model, not a curated record.
GUUUGCGCAUGCGCGAGAACUAGUCCCGUCUCAGGAACGGAUUUGAGGUGAAAAAUCGCGAGAUUUUGGAUUUGAAAAACUGGCGGUUGGGUACAGAGCUUGUGUAGAGGAGAAGCCGCUCAAAGAGUGUCACCAUGACGACCGGUUCUAAACUGGAGAUCCGUGAAACGUUCCAGCGUGCUCAGAAAGCACACAACAACAAGGCCAAGCUGGUGGCCAGUCUGCAGAACAUGUAUUCUAAGUUACAGGAUAAAACCGAGUUCCACGAGGAGUUUCUGCGGUGCCUUAAAUAUGCGAUGAUCGUGUACACCAGGGAGCCGGCGGUGGAACACGUCAUUGACUUUGUGGUGAAGUUUGCCGCUAGCUUCGAGACGCCUGCCGACGAGGAGGAAGAAGACGAGGAAGAAGAGGAGGAUACAUUUCUGAACUUCCUCUUCAACUUCCUGUUGGAGUGCCACGGCGUGAGCAGCCAUGCGGUGCGCUUCCGAGCGUGUCAGCUGGUGAACAAGUUGCUGGGCAGCCUGAGUGAGAACGCGCAGAUUGACGACGGGCUGUGCGACCGCAUCCACGAGGCCAUGUUGAUACGCGUCACUGAUAAGUACCCCAACGUCAGGAUACAGGCUGCGCUCGCCAUGGCCCGCCUGCAGGACCCUGAGAACCCUGACUGCCCCACGGUCAAAGCCUACAUGCUGAUUUUGGAGAACGACUCGAAUCCUGAGGUGCGGAGAGCCGUCUUGUCCUGUAUUGCCCCCUCCGCUCUCACACUGCCCAAAAUCUACAGACGUACUCGAGACGUUAAAGAGAAAGUCCGCAAAUUGGCCUAUCAGGUGCUUGCUGAGAAAGUGCAUAUCCGAGCUUUGUCCAUCGCUCAGAGAGUCAGCCUGCUGCAGCAAGGACUCAACGACUCUGCAGCCUCGGUGAAGGAGGUGGUAAAGCAGACGCUCCUUCCCUCCUGGCUGCGCCUCCUUCAGGGAGAUGUGCUGCAGCUACUCCACAGGCUGGACGUCGAGAACUGUGCCGACACCGCAGUGUCUGCCCUGCACGCCCACUUUUCUGUAGUGACGACCCCUGAUGAGCUUCUGAAUGCAGCUAAACUGGACGAAAGAAAGCUGAUCCCAAUAGAUGCCCUGACGUGUGAGAACGUGCUGUUGUGGCGUGCGCUGUGCGAGUUUGUGAAGAGUAAAGGAGAUGAGGGGGAGGAGCUAAUGGAAAAACUGUUACCCGAACCGGCUCUGUUUGCUGAGUACCUGUACAGUUAUAUGAAGACCCUUCCAGCCAUGUGUGAAGAUGACCGAUCUGAUCUGACUCAGCUGGAGUCCGUGAUGAUGAAGGAGUUCAUCACGCAGCAGCUCAUCCAGCUAGUGGACUGCUUGGACACUGCCGAAGAGGGAGGAAGAAAGCGUGUGCUCGCAGUCUUGAAGGAGAUGCUCGUGCUGCCAAAUACACCCCUCUCGCUGAUCAGUCAGCUGGUGCAGAGACUCAUGACGAUUAUCCAUGAUGACCAGCAACGCAUCGCAAUGGUAGCUGAGAUCAUCUCGGACGUGAGGGAGCCGAUCGUGCCCGUCACUGAAACUGAGGACCAGAACGAAAAACGCAAGCGACAAGUCCGACUGGCGGAGGUGAAGGUGUGUAUUAUGGAGUGUAAGCAGCAGCUGGAAGAGUGCAUCAGCGCUCAGGAUUUCAGCCGCGCUGCCGAGUUGAAGAACUCCAUCACCGAGCUGGAGGAGCUGAAGAACCAGUUGGCAGAGCAGAACACACACACGGAGGCCGUGAAAGAGCAGCACGCAGAGAAGUUCUUGGUUUCAGGUCUAGAGCUCUCCAAUAUUUCAUCUUCAAACUUUAUAAAGAACGACCCGGAGACAUUGCUGAAGUGUCUGACGAUGUACGCCGAGGCCCUGAAACAGAUGAACAUUCACAGAGGCAUCUGUCCAACCAUCAAUGGCCUCCUAGACUCAUUGGUAUUGCCCUGUGUGUCCAACUCGAACGCUGCAGUGAGGAACUUGGCUGUAGUGUGUUUGGGCACUGCAGCUCUCCACAGCAAAGAGCUCGCCAAGACACACCUAGUUCUCCUGCUGCAGAUCACCCAGCUGGAUGAGCCUAAGAUCAGAAUCAACGCUCUUAGAGCAGUGGUCGAUCAGCUGCUCUUGAACGGCGUGGACAUGCUGCGUGAAAGCCCCGGCCCCCCGCAAACCAGGCAAGAUGGUGGUGACGGACAAGAAGACUGUCCAGUUGAAGAGGACGACAAUCCUAUACAAAGCAUCCUAAAGCUGCUGGCUGAGUUCUUGGACAGUGAGAUCUGUGAGCUGCGCACCGAGACGGUGGAGUGUGUGUGCAAGCUGCUGUACUGUGGCAGGAUGGUGAGCGUGAAGCUGCUCACUCGCCUCAUUCUGCUCUGGUAUAACCCACUGACUGAAGAGGACCAGCGGCUGAGACACUGCAUUGGAGUGUUCCUGCAGCUCUACACACACUCGCACAGAGCUCAUCAGGAGUGCGUAGAGGAGAGCUUCAUUCCCACCAUGCGGACGUUAUUCAACGCCCCGGCCACGUCUCCUCUCUCCGAAAUUGACGCCAGCAACGUCGCCGAGCUCUUCACAGAGCUCACGUGCUCCAGUGAUCGACCCCAGGGAGCGAGUGUGCACGACUCUCUGGCCGUGCGAGUGUGUAACGAGAUUCUGCGAGACACGUCUGCUCCCGAGGUGCGUCUGUACUGCAAGACCCUCGCCACUUUAGAGAUCAGCACCGAUCAGGGACCUGCUAAUGACGAGCUGCAGCAGCUCCUUAAUGACAUCCUGCAGGAGGUGAAGGAUAAGCACUGUGUGAAAGCCUUAGAGAAAGUGUUCGCUCGUCUAAAAGGAGAUCAGUGUGUUCGAGUAGCCCACACUCAGGACACAGUGCUGAACCCUGCAGAUGAAAACGCCAGCGAACUCUUGAAUGGAGAUGACAGCAAACCUAAACGCCCCAGAAGAGGUCAGAAAAAAGCCACGACGGCCCGGGUUGUGAAAAAACAGUCUAAAGCGAAGGAGUCUUCUGAUGAAAGCGACGAGGAGAAUGUUCCAGAAGCCGCAGAGGCUCCGUCGGCCAGACAGAGUCGGCGAGCCAAAACGGCGGCCCUGGAUAAAACCCGCCAGGACCUGACUGCGCUGAUGAAUCACGAAGCCAGUGUGUAGGUCAGGGUUAGUCUAAACAUCUCCAAACACAACUGGUCUCGCUUUCUGUGUGUGUGUGUGUGUGUGUGUUUGAGACGUCUACUUUUAAAACCCGCUACUCAGGCUCCACGCUCAUGAGUUUGAAUAAGUUUAAUAUUACCAUACACAUAAAGAGCUUAUAAAUAUUCAUAUUACCGCCAUGUGCACCGUUUAUUUUCCUAUAAAUAUUAACCAUUAAUUCUACUAUGCUAGGUUUGUUACAGCCGCUAUAGCGCGCGCAGGAAAGCACAAGCAUUCACACAGACCUUUUUUCUGAAUAAAAUAGAAAAUUUUCCCAAGUUAGCAUAAAAGAUCCAGUUAUUAUCACCGAUAUGUUCUGAUGAGGCUUUUUUCCCCCCCUGCCGUCACACUGCUGUAAAAUCAAUCUCUUCAGUAUUAUUAAUCUUCGAGUCAGCGUGUGCUGUUCUCCACGUACACGUUCUGCCCUUUAGAAAGAGAGACAGCAGUGUCAAGUUGAGCGAAACUCGCAAAUUGUUCUUUUUAAUGUUUUACCUUUUUAUACCCCAAUAAAUCAUUUUGUCUCCUU